UCCGAGCAGGCCGAGGCCGAGGGCGCGGGCGGCCAGGAGGGCGCGCCGGCGAGGGGCGACGGCGGGGAGGCGGUGAGGCGGGCGAUGGCGGAGAGCCCGAUGCUGGUGGUGGGGAGGCGCGGGUGCUGCCUCAGCCACGUGGUGAAGCGGCUGCUGCAGGGGCUCGGGGUGAACCCCGCCGUGCACGAGGUCGCCGACGAGGCCGAGCACGCCGCCGUGGUCACCGGGGACGAGGCCGUCGUCGCUCUGCCCGCGGUGUUCGUGGGCGGGCGGCUCCUCGGCGGGCUCGACCGGCUCAUGGCCAUCCACAUCUCCGGCGAGCUCGUGCCCAUACGCAAGGACGCCGGCACGCUCUGGCUCUGUGUACGGACGGACGAGGGUGAUUGCGAGGGGGUUCACGUAAAAACGAAACUUUUUUAA
Molecule: messenger RNA, 420 nt
Organism: Hordeum vulgare subsp. vulgare (domesticated barley)
Lineage: Eukaryota; Viridiplantae; Streptophyta; Magnoliopsida; Poales; Poaceae
Product: monothiol glutaredoxin-S9-like
Exons: 1
Source: RefSeq, a predicted model, not a curated record